UGACUCUCGCCCGGCGAACUCAUGUGUUUUCUACGAAAAUUGUGGGAUUAAUGCUGUAUAAGAUUGAAAUUUUGGGACGAAAUGGCCGUAAAAUGCUUUCAAAAAGUGCCAAGACACCUUUUGCUAUAGUGACGAUCAAAACUGUGCCGGCACUUUGUGAUUAUAUCUGAGUUUAGCAACUAAAACGAGGUUUGUUAUUGAAGGUACGAAAAUGUCCCUAAACUUUCCUUCGUACACCGCGAACUUUGGCGGACAUCAUCAGCCGCACCAGCAUGUAAUUAAAACUUCGCAGCAGGCCGAAUAUUCGGCAAAUGCUCCUAGCAUGUUGACCGAGAUGACCAGCAAGUACACUGUGGAGGAUCCAGCAGAGAUGGGCGACUCCAAAUACUUGACAGGAGAGCUGAGCCAUGCAGUUUAUCUCGAGGGCACUGGCUCGCAAAAUAGACAAUACUCAAUGAUAUCCGAGGAGGACGAACAAAAUAAAAAUCAAAUGCGUCAAGCUGACACAAGAGCGGCCAACUCGGGCAAUAACUCUGUUAACUGGCAAGGUCUAGUCUCUCACCCUGGCAUGGCAGACUAUCUUGCCAGGCUACCGAUCAACCUGCACCACUUUUUGAAACUCUCCACGGACGGAAAUGGAACGCGGGACGGUGGACAACCACCCAAUUCGCAAACGACGACAGUGAAGAAAAAGACAUUAAAAGGUGUUCAGGGCAAGGCGCAGGUCAAACAGCAGCAACAACAGCAGUUCCGACCAAAACCUGCGAAGCCAAAAAAUUUGGAAAUCCGCCUUACGACCGCCUUGGACGGCUCUACUCUGUUUUGCUGUCCAGAAUGCCACAUGGCCUAUCCUGAGAAGGAGUCCCUUGAGAGGCACAUUCAGACACAUAAAUUGGACCGGAAGUUUGUGUGCGACAUUUGCGGGGCUGGUUUGAAGAGGAAGGACCACCUGACCAGACACAAACAGAGUCACAACGCAGAUAGGCCAUACGUGUGCACCAUAUGCAUGAAGGCCUUCAAACGCAAAGAGCACCUCAACCUUCACUUCAUCAUGCAUUCAGGAGAGAAAACACACAUAUGCCCAGAGUGCGGGAAAGGAUUUUACUGCAAGGAUCACCUGGACAGGCACAAACAGGGUCAUAACCCUGACAGGCCCUAUGUUUGCAAUAUUUGUAUGAAGGGCUUUAAAAGAAACGAGCAUCUAGCGCGGCAUUCAAUUAUCCACUCUGGUGAAAAGUCGCAAGUAUGUCAAGAGUGCGGGAAGGCAUUCUACCGGAAAGACCAUCUGCGGAAGCACCUGCGCUCUCACGUUGCCAAGAGGAUCAAAACGGAACAGAGUCCACCUCCAUCGACCAACCAACCCACGGUAGCGUCGCUGGCCGCCAUGGUAUCCAUGGGUACGACGCUGCAGAACGUCAACCUAGAUGGUGCCACGUUGUCCUUGCUGUCAGCUCCAGUGUGAUCUUUGGGGCAGCAUUAGUUGUCAUUGCGUGUACUCCCUCAGUUACUGGGUCAUGUUAUGAACGCUCUUGAUAAUUCGUAGUUAUUUUGUGAGUGUUUAACUAUAACUGCCAUCACAGACGGAUCUGUCUGAGGUUGCCAUAAUGCUUUUGAAGCAGUUCGUACACUAAUUUGAUAUAAUAACAAGACAUUUUUUCAUUUAACAAUGAGAAUAAACUCUAAAAUAAAUAAGCCUUCUAGAA
This is a messenger RNA of Cloeon dipterum, 1703 nucleotides long. RefSeq names its product zinc finger protein 547-like. The transcript has 3 exons. The coding region runs from base 212 to 1462 and encodes 416 amino acids. Gene Ontology annotation, biological process: regulation of transcription by RNA polymerase II. The record is from RefSeq and is a predicted model, not a curated record. Lineage: Eukaryota; Metazoa; Arthropoda; Insecta; Ephemeroptera; Baetidae. Gene Ontology annotation, molecular function: DNA-binding transcription factor activity, RNA polymerase II-specific; RNA polymerase II cis-regulatory region sequence-specific DNA binding.